Molecule: messenger RNA, 1287 nt
Organism: Helianthus annuus (common sunflower)
Lineage: Eukaryota; Viridiplantae; Streptophyta; Magnoliopsida; Asterales; Asteraceae
Product: putative UPF0481 protein At3g02645
Exons: 1
Coding region: 1-1287 (428 amino acids)
Source: RefSeq, a predicted model, not a curated record
AUGGAUGUAAUAGUUCAAGAAACCUUCCAAGCUCUUCUUGAUUGUGUGGGAGAAAAAAAGAAGGUAACCAACAAAUUUUCGCCAUCUAUAUACAUGGCUCCUAUUACCCUCAGAAAACUCAGCGAAAGUUCUUUCACGCCACGGGUGGUCUCUAUUGGACCACUGCACAGAAAAGAUGAAAACUUGCAACUGUUUGAAGUGCGGAAAGCUGCUUUUGUGCAUGAGCUAUUGUCUCGUUCAGGGCCACCGUUAACACAAACCUUAAAUGCAUGUGUGCAGAAGGUGACUUCUAUAAUAGAGAAUAUCAGGUCAUGUUAUGCUGACCUAAAGGAUUAUGAUGACAUCGAACUUGCAAAAAUGAUGGUUAUGGAUGCUUGUUUCAUACUUGAAUUCAUUCACGAUAUCAAAGGGAAGAAAUAUUCAGGUACAAAUUUAAGGCUGCAGGACCAAUAUAUACCUUAUGACCUGGUGUUGCUAGAGAAUCAAAUCCCAUUUUUUGUUCUUGAAGACAUAUAUGAGUGCAUUAUUUAUAAAUUUGAAGAAGCUCUACCUCUUGCUGAAUUUAUCCAGCCACUUCUGAAAUAUGCCAACCUCUUCAAAAGAAAAUUAAAAGUAGGCGUUAGUGGCUCAUAUAUCAAUCAUGAUCAUAUUCUUGGGUUUUUGCAUUAUUGUUACCAGCCUGAAUGCUAUAUUUCGUCAAGUUUUCCAAGUUCAACAAUCCACUCGGUUGUCGAACUCGAUAGGGCAGGAGUAAACUUUAAGCCUAACCACGAUGCGGAAUGGCCAAUGGCCAUGGAAGUAAAAAUGUCUAGGUAUUGUUCAAGCUUUUUAUGGUUGUGGAACAAGCCUACACUCACAAUGCCGACAUUGUGUAUUGAUGAUUUCACUGAGUUGGUUUUAAGGAACCUACUUGCAUAUGAGCAGUCAUAUGUGGUUGAUCCAUAUGUCACGUCCUAUGCCAGGGCCAUGGAUAUGCUAAUUGAUACUCAUGAGGACAUUGCCAAGUUGGUAACAUCAAAAGUUAUCAUCAAUCAUAUAGGUUCAAAUGAAGAGGCUGCAAAUAUGAUAAACAAGAUAUGCAAGGAACUUGCCCCAGAACAUUUCUAUUACACUAAACAGUGGGAACAACUAGAUAAACAUUUCAGAGGUUACUGGCCUAGAAAGAUUGUGAAGUUAAAGCGUACUUAUUUCAAUAGCCCAUGGAGUAUGAUUGCUCUCUUUGCCGGAUUUUCCCUUUUUGUUCUUGCUAUGCUUCAAACCAUCUUUACCAUUAUGUCUUCUUCCUGA